Messenger RNA from Linum tenue, 2949 nucleotides. The record is from the annotation of a GenBank genome assembly. NCBI's taxonomy places the organism in Eukaryota, Viridiplantae, Streptophyta, Magnoliopsida, Malpighiales, Linaceae.
ACUAUAAUAAAAGGGUUAAAUUCAAACUAAACCGUCAUAGCUAAUCAUCAACCAGACGGUUAACCAAAGAAGAAGUAAAGGAAGGAACAAUAAACAAACAAAGAAGAGGAAGAAGAAGAGAAUGGAUUAUUGAUGUGGUUAGUGCGUUUAAGGGGAAGGAUUUCAAGGAGGGCGCCAAAAAUACCCAAAAUUAACCGAUUGAAGGACACCCAUGAACGUUUCUUUGGGAGACAAAUAGCGUCAAAACAAGGAAGGAAAGAGCUUGAGUCUGGUUCACGCCAAGCCCCCCCAAUUUGGCCACAGAAGAGAGAGAGAGAGAGAGAGAGAGAUGGAGGCUUUGAUUCCUUCUUUCUUCCCUUUCUUCUGAUUCUCCCAUUUCUCUUCCCUUCUUCCUCCGUCACCCAUUCCUUCCUAUAAAGAACCCCUUCCCCACACUUUCCCUCUCAACCAUCUUCCACAACCCUCUCUUCCUUUCCUUCCCUUCCCUUCCCUUCCCCCCUGUUUCUGUCUUAAAGUUGGGAGCUUUACCCAUUCCUUUCCCAGCUACCCUUUUCCCCUCUCUGGAAGUCAAAUAUGGAGAAGCACAGCUUCGUGAAGAAUGGCGUCCUGAGGCUGCCACCUGGCUUCAGAUUCCACCCGACUGACGAAGAACUCGUUGUUCAGUACCUGAGGAGGAAAGCCUACUCCUUCCCUUUGCCGGCCUCCAUUAUCCCUGAAGUCGACGUCUGCAAAUCCGAUCCCUGGGACCUGCCAGGGGAUUUGCAGCAAGAGAGGUACUUCUUCAGCACCAAGGAGGCCAAGUACCCGAAUGGGAACCGUUCGAAUAGAGCGACUGCCUCGGGUUACUGGAAGGCCACAGGGAUCGACAAGCAAGUUCUGGCUUCCAAAGGGAAUUAUGCUGUGGGGAUGAAGAAGACCCUGGUUUUUUACAGAGGGAAGCCUCCCCAUGGAACUAGAACCGAUUGGAUCAUGCAUGAGUACCGCCUGCUUACUCCUGAAAAUACUACUCUCGCCAACAACAACAACAACAUCUCAACUCAUCAGAGCUCUGUUGUGCCAAUGGAGAACUGGGUUUUGUGCCGGAUUUUUUUGAAGAAGAGGGGAGCCAACAACAAAAACGAGGAGGAAACCAGAAGCUGCAUUCAAAUUGGGGACCAGAAAAAUGGGAUAAUCAUUCCUUCCCCUAACCCCAAAACUGGGACUACCACUCCUACUACUAGAAAGGUUGUGUUCUACGACUUCAUGAGAAAGGACAGCAGUAGUACAAGGGAUUUGAAUGUUGUUCCAUGUGGAUCAUCUUCGGGAUCAAGUGGAAUCACAGAGGUUUCCAGUGAUGAACCAAAAGAGCAUGAAGAAGAAGAAGAACACAGCAGUAGCAAUUGCCACAACAGUUUUCCUUAUUUCAGGAGAAAACCAUAGAAAGACCCUCUCUUUUUUUCACUUGCCACCCACUUCAGAAUUACCCUGUUUCCAGUUCUCUGUAUCAGUAAACAUCCAUCCCAAGGCUUAUUUCUAGUUUCAGAAGUAACUUAUCUUGAGUUUGUUCAUUUGAUUCCCCCCAUGUACUAAUGAAAAUCAGUCUCUAGACAGCAUUGUUAAGUUAACUGUUAAUCAGAUCAGUUAUGAAUGUAAUCAAAACCAGAACUUCACCCAUCUAUUAGUCUGUGUUAUUUACUUUCAUGCAUAUGACACAAUAUGGUGGUUUUGGAGCUGAACUUGGUCAGGGAUUGUGUAAGGCUUACGUUAUCUCUGAUUCCAACAGCCGCAUGAGCGUGCGAAAUUCACACACUUUACCUAAAGGGCUGCACGAAAAGAAAAGUCCUCUUUUUGGGAGGAACAUUGUCAAGAAUGAGAAACCCUCAAGCAGCUUAGCAUCAGAAUACGGGAAUGUCAUUCUUUUAGGCAAAAGAUUGCUGCAAGUCAGCUUCACUAAACUUCCACAUGCAGCAGAAGGGAGGAAACUUGUGGGGAAAGCAAAUUGUACAUUUAUUUAACUAGGGAGAACCAAAUUCUUCAAUCUCUCGAAUCUCUAUGUAGAUGGUAUCAGAAAAGCUUGAAAGACACUCAAUUGCAUGCAACUGGAGAACUGUAGUAGCAGUAGCAGUGAGGGUGGAAGAAUCUCAGAGGAAGGGGGAAAAACAGACAUUCUUUCUUGCAGCAGUUCAUAGAUAUCUGCAAAAUCUUUUUUUGGGUGGGUUUUGGCUGCUGCGGCUAAUAUUAAUAAUGUCAAACUCUUGAGAAUAAUAAGAAGAAACAUAAUAUGGUAUGUUUGUUGCGGGGAACAGGGUUAACAAGAAAUUCAAAUUUCGAGACUGGUAGGUUGGAACAUGGAGACUUGAACGAGUAAUAAAUAAAUAUAUUCAUAACUUAAAUAUUUGAUGUUAUUGUGUGUUAAAGUAAAGAACUUGGGGAGAAGAAAAAGAAGAUUGAGUCUUUGGCAAGGGAAGCAUCUGAACACGACCUGGAAUCCAAAGUUACUAUGACUUUUACUUGUGGAAGUGUGUGUAGAUUGAUUUAUGUCUCUUUGUAUUAUGCUUGCAAGAGAACCCUUUUUAUUAAGUUUAAGUAAAAACACAUUUUUAUCAAAUUACUUUCCAGCAGCAGCAGAACCAUAAAAGUGACUCUUUCCUGUGUGUGUUUUGUAAGAAUGUGAUUCUGCAAACUAGUUUCCAAUGCUUGCAGCUUUGACUUUAAUCUAGAACCAAAACUCAGACAAAAAAGACAACAUUUUUCAGUUCCUUUUCUCUUCUUUACAACUCGUUUGAUGAACCAACCUAGUUCGAGCAGAAUAAGAUCGUAAGUGUAGCAAAACUCUCUCUACCAAGCAAUACAAUACGGCUUAGCUCCUAAUCACACAAACAUGCAGCUGCAGGUGGGGAGGAAGGGUGUUUAGUAACCUAAUUAAGUUAAGGUAUGAUAUGAUAUGGUUGACUCACCCAUCCAAAUCAA